AUGAUACUUGCUCUCUUCGCCUUCCUGGUGGUCAAAGCCGCUAGUUUGCGAUACGACCCUGCCUUUGCCGAUUACAACCUUAAUCAGAACCAAGAUGCUAUCAGUCCUCUCGACUACUGGGGACAAUGGGAGAACCACACUUUCACCCCAUCUCCGGACAAUUGGCGAUUUCCCUUCUACGCUUUUUUCCUGGAUAGGCUAACGGAUGGAGACCCUCGUAACAACAACCUCAACGGAACCUUAUUCGAACAGGAUGUCAUGUCUACGCAGCUCCGCCACGGCGGCGACAUACUCGGUGUACUGGACUCGCUCGACUAUAUUCAAGGCAUGGGCAUUAAAGGUCUGUACAUUGCUGGGUCGCCCUUCAUCAAUUUGCCCUGGCAAGCGGACUCUUAUUCGCCCGUGGAUUUGACUAUCCUGGAUCCUCACUUCGGGACUAUUGAAAACUGGCGCAGGGUAAUAGACGAGAUCCAUCGGCGAGACAUGUACGUGUUGUUGGAUAACACAAUGGCAACCAUGAGCGACCUCAUCGGCUUCGACGGCUACCUCAACGAAUCCACGCCGUUUACCCUCAAUGAGCACAAGGUCGUUUACAAAACUGACCGCAUCUAUCAUGACUUCUCUUUUGGGAACGAGUACAACAAGACUUGCAGUUAUCCCGGAUUCUGGCUCGAAACCGGAGAACGUGUCGGUCGUGAUGUUACAGACAAUAUGGUUGGUUGUUAUGACAGCGAGUUCGAUCAGUACGGCGACACCGAGGCCUUUGGAGUGUUCCCAGAUUGGCAGCGCCAGCUCUCAAAGUUCGCCUCAGUCCAGGAUAGACUUCGCGAAUGGCAACCUUCAGUACGCGAGAAGAUACAGCACUUUUCAUGCAUCGCUAUCAAUAUGCUCGACAUAGACGGCUUUCGCAUGGAUAAAGCAACUCAGGUCACCGUCGACGCUCAAGGAGAUUUCGCCGACCAUCUACGGCAAUGUGCGCACCGUCUGGGAAAAGAGAACUUCUUCAUCCCGGGUGAGAUCACUGGCGGUAACACAUUUGGUUCUAUCUACUUAGGGCGUGGAAAGCAGCCUGAGCAAUAUGCGAAAACACUCAACGACGCUGUUUCCAUGACCAACAAAUCCGAUGCGAGCAACUUCAUCCGCGGCGUGGGCAAAAAUGCCCUCGAUGCCGCCACAUUCCACUACACUACGUACCGCAGUCUCACCAGGUUCCUCGGUAUGGAUGGAAAUCUCGCUGCUGGGUAUGAUGCACCCCUUAAUUGGGUAGAGUCCUGGGAUACGAUGAUGCUUUCAAACGAUUUAGUCAAUCCAAACACGGGAGUCUUUGAUCCGAGGCACAUGUUCGGCGUCACGAACCAGGACGUUUUCAGAUGGCCCUCCAUUCGAGACGGAACCGCCAGAAUGAUCCUAGGAAUGUUCAUCGCCGUCCUUCACAUGCCUGGAAUACCUCUUCUCACAUGGGGCGAGGAACAGGCAUUCUAUGUUCUCGACAACACUGCUGACAAUUACAUCUUCGGAAGGCAGCCCAUCAGUUCCAGCGCAGCUUGGCAAACGCAUGGAUGCUACAAGCUCGGAAGUGUUCAGUACUACCAGAUGCCUCUGGAUUCGGCUCUCCGUGGAUGCGAAGACGAGCGAGUUAGUUGGGACCAUCGGGAUCCUGCACAUCCCGUGCGCAAUAUUGUCAAGUCUAUGUACUCUAUGAGAAACGCAUACCCGGUUUUGAACGAUGGCUAUCUCCUACAAGCUCUUUCGAAUCAAACAAAAGACGUCUUCCUGCCUGGUAGCAAUGGAGUCGCAACGGAGACAGGGUUAUGGAGCGUGUUACGGGCCACCAUGCCCGAAUUUCAAGACUUGUCAGGUAAGGGAAAGGGGAACCAAUCCAUUUGGUUCGUUUACCAUAACGACAACACAACCGUCAACUACCAAUUCGACUGCACAAGCCAAGAAAAAGCGCUAGUGUCUGCCUUUGAUGCUGGAACCACCGUCAAGAAUCUUUUUUACCCUUACGAUGAAUUGGUUUUGGGCGAAUCAGCAGUAGAGCAAGAUGGAUCACAGAGUUCCAGUGGUUGUGUCAGCCAACUUGAGAUGAAGGCAUACGAGUUCAAGGCAUAUGUGCCCAAAAUCCAGCACGUGGAAGCUCCUCCGAUGAUCACCGAGUUCUUCCCUGGCCACGAUUAUCGGCUGCCGUCCACCAACGGCCCCGGCAAGCAACAGUCCCUCGAAAUUGAGUUUGAUUUCAACCAGGAAAUGGACUGCAAUGAAGUCACUGCUUCUCUUUACAUCAAUUCUACGACUAGGGAUAAAUCCGUGCCAAUACUUGAUAAAAACAGCGUCAACUGUACGAUGGUCCCUGCCAAAAAUACAUCUGACUUCAUUGGCGGUAUUCCUACCCUCUGGACCUGGAGAGGUACGCUCGACAACGUGUCAGACGGUAUUCACCAGGUUACUAUGGACAAACCGCGCACCAAGACGCAAGUCUCCACCGGCUCUGUAGAUCGAUUCUUGCUACGAAUUGGACAAUGGGACAAUCCAGUGAUCUUUCCCCGGGUCGCUAACUAUACGAGAAAUCUUCUGCACGAAUUCCCAGAGAACAAGACUCUCUAUAUCUCGCACAAAGCCGCCGGGGCUGAUUUGUGGCGAUAUUCAUUGGAUUGGGAGUCUACAUGGAGUGACUGGAUGCCAUAUAACGGCGGAAACGACACCCUCAUGAAACUAAACUGGACCGGAACGAAGGCCCAAGAAUGGAGCGACCAGCAUAUCAUCGCGCAGUACUGGAGUAAGCUUCUAGGUAGUAGCGCCGUCAUCCAACACGCAGAUCUCCACCGUGAGAAUGACCCACCGCGUCGCUUUCCCCAUCUCUUCGCGCACGGCAGAUUUAACCAAUUUGGCUUCGAUUCUGGAUUGAAGAACAAGAUGGAGCUUGGGAACGGCGGUCGAUGGCAAUUCCACUUCAUGUCAGAAUGGCCCGAUCAUUUCCAAGUCAACCAAUGGGGCCUAGAUCCAAAUGGCCAGCCCGAUGCGACCGGUGUCUACGGGGAUGUAGACGGAGACGGCGUACUCGAUCGAAUGCCCCCUAAUACCCUCGCUGAUGUUGUGGUUAAUUUCACCACCUCGCCGCCAUCUCCGUAUUUGGCGUAUACAUUUUCCCUCGACGAUGGCAAUUUGAGCUUCGAACGCGUACCUGUGGGGAACAGAUGGUAUCAACUAACUCUCUUUCUUCUUCUUUGGAUUAUCCCAGUCUUGGCGGCUAUCUUUGGUGUCUGGCUGUACAUGCAGUCGUUCUAUGGAGUCAAGUUCAACGAAUUUGGUGCAUCCGAGAAGGCAUCCAUCAUCCCGUCCGCGUUGCGAUGGACACACGAAACGAUGAAAUCUAGCGAGACUGUUAAUGCGCCCCCGCCUAGACGCCUUUUCAAACGUAACGCAUUCAGUCCUAGACUUUCUGAAAUUCUCUCUUCCAGCAGACGCUGCGUCUUGAUUGCCACUAUGGAGUAUGAUAUCGAGGAUUGGGCUAUUAAGAUCAAGAUAGGAGGACUGGGAGUGAUGGCGCAGUUGAUGGGAAAGAACCUUGAGCAUCAAGAUUUAAUCUGGGUGGUUCCUUGUGUGGGCGGCGUCGAUUAUCCCACGGAUCGACCCGCUGAGCCGAUGGCUGUUAGGAUAUUAGGCAACAUCUACGAAGUGCAAGUGCAGUAUCACACGCUGAAGAACAUAACAUACGUCCUUCUGGAUUCUCCCCUUUUCAGGAAGCAAAGCAAGGCAGAGCCCUACCCUGCCAGAAUGGACGACCUCGACAGCGCAAUAUACUACGCAGCGUGGAACUCAUGUAUUGCAAAGACCAUCGAACGCUUCCCCGUCGAUCUCUACCACAUCAACGACUACCAUGGAGCAGCAGCGCCGCUGUAUCUCUUGCCGAAAACCAUUCCAUGCUGUCUAUCUCUCCACAACGCCGAGUUCCAGGGUCUUUGGCCAAUGAGGACCCCCAAGGAAAGCCAGGAAGUGUGUGAAGUAUUCGAUCUAGACUAUAGCAUAGUAUCCGAGUAUAUUCAAUUUGGAUCGGUAUUUAAUCUGCUCCAUGCCGGAGCAAGCUAUCUUCGCAUCCACCAAAAGGGCUUUGGCGCAGUUGGAGUGUCCAAGAAAUACGGCACAAGAGCGUUCGCUCGGUAUCCAAUCUUCUGGGGUCUUUCCAAAAUUGGAGCUCUCGCAAAUCCAGAUCCCAGUGAUCUCUCCGCAUGGGACAAGAAGCUGCCCAAAGACGAAGACAUACACAUCGACACCGAAUUCGAGAACGGCAGAGCAGAAUUAAAACGACAAGCGCAGGAGUGGGCCAGUCUUGAUCAGAACCCAGAUGCCGAACUCUUCGUGUUCGUCGGUCGCUGGUCACUGCAGAAAGGCGUCGAUCUCAUCGCUGAUACGUUCCCUAAAGUCCUCGAGGAAAACCCAAAUGUCCAAUUGAUCUGCAUCGGUCCUGUCAUUGAUCUUUAUGGAAAAUUUGCCGCAUUGAAACUGGGUAAGAUGAUGGAGCUCUAUCCGGGCCGCGUUUAUUCGAAGCCUGAGUUCACAGCCCUCCCACCGUACAUUUUCAGCGGUGCAGAAUUUGCCCUCAUUCCUUCGCGAGACGAGCCAUUUGGAUUGGUAGCCGUCGAAUUCGGUAGGAAAGGUGCUCUCGGAGUAGGAGCAAGAGUCGGCGGUCUGGGAAACAUGCCCGGAUGGUGGUACACCGUCGAAAGCACCAGCGCAUCGCAUCUGCUACAGCAAUUCCGAAUGGCCCUUGAUGCUGCGCUGGCAUCGAAGACUGACGCCCGAGCCAUGAUGCGCGCAAGGUCUGCAAUACAACGCUUUCCUGUCGAGCAAUGGAAGGAAGAUUUGGAGAUUCUGCAGUCGACGUCAAUCAAAAUGCACAAGCGCGAGGCAGCAAAACCCUCAUCUCGCGGAUCUUCCCGGGCAUCUUCUCCCACACGAGGCCAACCUCGCUCCUCUAGUGGCGCCGCUACACCACCCUUACCGCCCUUCACACAUAAUUUGGGAUCUACGGUCUCGCUUGAAGGUCCUGUGUCAUUUUCCCGAAUCCUCGAUACUCUUCGCGAGGGGCAAGCUGGCAGAGAUAGCCUGUUCAGUCACCAUAAGCUUUCUCUUGGGGUCAAAUCUGGCCCGGGGCAUGGAAUCAGCAAGUUGCAAAGGCGACGACCCGAAUCUAAGCUUCCGGCCCAUGCGUCACCAUACAAUUCUGAUUGUGAGACUGACGAUAAGAUGCGCCGAAUCGGUGAUGAGUAUCUCCUCGACGACAAAGAGUUGGAACAAAUUCGCAAAUUGAGAGCCGCACAGGGUACAUCAGUGCCGGCAUCCAAAAAGCGUGGAACUCGAAGCUCUGUUCCGUCUCCGUUGUCAGCAAUGCCCAGUACACCUACUUCACCAGGUCCGGAAGACUUCCUGCGUCCGCCACCGCCAGCUCAUUCUUCCCGCCCUACUUCUGCAUCACCGCUCAGCGUUGACUCUGUCGUCGGCGAAAGACAAGAUUUCAAGCUUCAGAAAGUGGACCCGUUCUUCACGGACUCUACAGGCGAGUACUACAAUGCUUUUUCGUCACGUCUGGAAAAGCUGAACGGCAAGAAUUCGGAAAGCGAGCUGUGUAUCGAAGAGUUCCUCGUGAAAUCCGAAAAGCGCUGGUUUGGAAGAUUCCGAGAAGCCAAGUUACGGGGCUCUGUGUACGUCCAUCCGGUAUCUGCACAUCUCGAGAGCAGCGUUAGCCUACCAGGUAGCUCGGCGCCACCGACGCCUAGCGUCAUGAGUGAGGAGUCUUUCAACGAUGAAUUCUUACUCGGAAGAGACUACAAGCCACCAACUGGUCUGAAAAAGUAUCUCUCGAUCAAAAUCGGAGAUUGGCCCAUCUACGCUUUCUUGCUGGCUUUUGCUCAGAUCAUCGCCGCAAACUCGUAUCAGAUCAACCUACUCACAGGAACAGUCGGUCAAUCUGCCGAAAAGCUCUACAUCGUGGCAACGAUCUACCUGGUGACAUCAAUAAUGUGGUGGUUUGUGUUUCGCACUCUCAAAUCCAUCUACGUCCUCUCUCUACCUUUCGUAUUUUACGGCCUGGCAUUUCUCUUCCUCGGCGUUGCUCCUUUCGCCCAUUCCGUUUCCGGCACUGGCUGGUUGCAAAAUAUCGCUACAGGCUGCUACGCCACCGCCUCCUCCAGCGGAUCUCUUUACUUCGCGCUCAACUUCGGCGAUGAAGGCGGCAGUCCCGUUAAAGACUGGGUCUACCGCGCCUGCGUCAUCCAAGGCACGCAGCAGAUCUACGUCGUCGCGCUCUGGUUCUGGGGCAGCCGCCUCACGCAAUCCACCGCGUCCGGCAUUCUCACGACCAACACCGCCCUCACCUCCACCUGGCGCAUCACCGUCAUCACCGUCCCGAUCGCUAUCCUCCUCUGGGCCAUCGGCCUAGUCCUCUUCCUCGGCCUGCCAGACUUCUACCGCCAGGAGCCCGGGGCUGUCCCCUCGUUCUAUAAAUCCCUCGGCCGCCGCAACAUCAUCCUCUGGUUCUUUGUCGCUGUCGUGGUGCAGAACUACUUCCUCUCCGCGCCGUAUGGCCGCAAUUGGUCGUACCUCUUCGCCUCGCGCCACGCGCCCGCCUGGUCUAUCAUUCUCUUGAUUCUCUUCUUCUUCGUCUUCCUCUGGGCCGCGCUACUCUGGAUCUUCUCCCGCCUCUCCAUUUCGCACACCUGGAUCCUCCCCAUCUUCGCCAUUGGUCUGGGCGCGCCUCGCUGGCUCCAGAUGCUCUGGGGCGUCUCAGGAAUCGGCCUCUAUCUCCCCUGGGCCGGCUCCCCAAUCGCCAGCGCACUCCUCGGCCGUUCUCUAUGGCUCUGGCUCGGGCUCCUCGAUACAGUCCAAGGCGUUGGGCUCGGCAUGAUCCUCCUGCAGACGUUGACGCGCAUCCACUUAGCCUUCACGCUCAUCGCAGCGCAGGUCCUCGGGUCCGUGGCGACUAUCCUAGCCAGAGCAACUGCACCGGAUAAGGUUGGGCCUGGGGAUGUGUUUCCCGAUUUCUCGGCGGGGCUGCUGCAGGGGCUGGACAAGCCGUGGUUCUGGGUGGCGCUUGUGUGCCAGGGGAGUAUUUGUGUGGGGUUCUUUGUGUGGUUCCGGAAGGAGCAGUUGAGUAAGCCGUGAGCUUUGGGUUGGGGUUGGGGUGGUGUACAACAUCUUCAUGUGUUUAUUUUGUUGGGAAUGAGAGCGGGGUUGUACAUCUUCAUGUGGUUUUUUCUUUUGUCGGAAAUGAGAGCGGGGAGUUCUGGUGCUGUAAAUUAGAUGGGUUGGCGUUUUUUCUAAGUUGGGUUCAGGAUAGGGAUAGACAGGUUCUUAGAAAGCUGAGUUAUUGAAUUGUAAUAGAUAUAGAUGAAUGCUC
Mytilinidion resinicola is the source of this 7393-nucleotide messenger RNA. RefSeq names its product alpha-1,3-glucan synthase Ags2. Bases 1 to 7158 code for a protein of 2385 amino acids. The transcript is spliced from 6 exons. NCBI's taxonomy places the organism in Eukaryota, Fungi, Ascomycota, Dothideomycetes, Mytilinidiales, Mytilinidiaceae. The record is from RefSeq and is a predicted model, not a curated record. Gene Ontology annotation, cellular component: fungal-type cell wall. Gene Ontology annotation, biological process: fungal-type cell wall (1->3)-alpha-glucan biosynthetic process. Gene Ontology annotation, molecular function: alpha-1,3-glucan synthase activity.